AUGCCUUUUCCUCAAAACACCGUGGCUUUGUCAGAACAGGAUCUCAAAUAUGAUGUCAUUCUCAUCAUUACUCCCAAAGGUUAUCAUAUAAUCGAUUCUUUGGUUCAAAUUCUGGCCGAAAAACUGCCGGCACUUAAAGUAGAAGUCAAACCCCAUUCCCAUUAUAAAGAGCAGGCAUUCUAUAUCACAGCCACCGAUGAGUGCCUAAUAGCCGGCGCCAAACAGUUGGGCUACGAGUUAAGACACCAAACAGCGGACCGUCCGUUGACUACACUCGAGAGACAGACACUGAUUAUGCAUUUUCUCAAUACUUUGCGAUACAAUGCAAGCGAUUCCGAGCCAUUGAUUAUUCUUAACGAAUGGAAACAAAUGAAAUUCAAAGAUAACGAUCCGAUUAUUGCCAAACUUAUCGCACGAAAUCUCGUCAAACAGAUCCUUCCCCUCCAUAAUGAACACGAUUUAUGCGAACUUCGGGUCCAUUGGGUGUCGGCUUUCUUCUCGGUCCAGCCGUUGGAAACUAUUUGCCGAUACUUUGGCCACAAAAUAGCCAUUUAUUUCGCAUUCUUAGGCUUCUAUACGUUUGCGUUGAUAUUCCCAUCGAUUUUGGGAAUAUUCAUCACAUUCUACGCCAAUAAUAACAGUCCCUUCCGCGAGAUCUACGCCCUAGCUUUCACUGUACUCAACAUCAUUUGGUCGACAAUAUUCCUCCAGAAGUGGCGCCACACCAACGAUCAACUGAUCCGGAAGUGGAACCCAACUAUCAAUAAGUUCGAGACAAGUGAACCAGUUGUGAGACCUCUGUAUCGCGAAAAGACUGUCUUUAAGUCAUUGAAUGUGGAAAUUGAGAGAAAGUUAUUCAAGUAUUUGGUUACAUAUCCUGUCAUCGGAUUCUGCCUUAUAUUCAUAUUCGGCGUAACUAUUGCUGUGUUUAAGUUUCAGGUCCAAUUCAUGAACUCUUUUCUGUCGCUGUUUUACAUCGCUUUCUAUAUCGGAGAUAUGGAUAAACUUCGAGAGGUAUUCCUAUCCCACAUCCCGUACCUAUCAGUUCUAAUGAUUAACACAUACUGUAAUAUGACAUACAGGACAUACAGGUGGUUAACUACUGUCGUUAACCGGUCAAAACUGCACAAAAUCCGUGUCAAUGAGAUCUCAUCUGCGGAACUGGAGGCCAAUAUGCGACGAUAUGACAGCACUUUCGAUGACUUCCUCGAACUCAUCAUACAGUUUGGUUACGUAAUGCUCUUCUCGUCUACCUUUCCAUUGGCGGCCGUCUGUGCGCUCAUUAACAACAUAAUAGAGAUCCGUUCCGACGCUUUCAAGUUGUGUGUCGUAUAUCAGCGCCCAUUCGCCGGACAGCGGGUCCAAGAUAUCGGCCAAUGGGAGGACGUGUUGAACGCCUUGGCCUACAUCGCCAUUAUAGUCAACUGCGCCCUAAUCGCCAUUUGGUUUGAGAAUAGUGUUUAG
Oppiella nova is the source of this 1464-nucleotide messenger RNA. The record is from the annotation of a GenBank genome assembly. Lineage: Eukaryota; Metazoa; Arthropoda; Arachnida; Sarcoptiformes; Oppiidae.